UACCGCGCUGUCACGAGGCAGCGGCAGCAGCAUCAGCUUGGAGAGGAGAAGCAGGAAAAUAGCAGCAGGAGAGAAGCAGCAGGCAAGGAGUAGCAGGAGAGGAGAAGGAGCAGCAAGCCAGGAGGAGCAGGGGCACAAGAAGCAUCAUCCAAGAGCAGCAGCAGCAGCCAGGGGACGAGGAGCGGACAUGCUGCUCAGGCUCUACUCGAGGGCCCUCUGGCCCCGCAGCGUGGCAGUGGCGGCAGCUGCAGCAGCAAGGGCCUCGCAGAGGAGGAGCGCGACACAAGAUGUGACACAGGCCAAGGUUCUUCCCGGACCAGAUGAACUCCGUCCGCUCUACAUGGACGUGCAGGCCACUACCCCCAUGGACCCGCGUGUGAUGGACGCCAUGAUGCCGCACAUGCUCAGCAACUACGGCAACCCGCACUCGCGCACGCACGCCUACGGCUGGGAGAGCGAGGCGGCCGUCGAGAAAGCGCGGCAGCAAGUUGCGACGCUGAUCGGAGCCGAUCCUCGCGAGAUCAUAUUCACCAGCGGAGCCACCGAGUCCAACAACAUCGCCGUGAAGGGAGUGGCGCGGUUCUACAAGCAGCGCAAGCGGCACGUGUUGACGACGCAGACGGAGCACAAGUGUGUGCUGGACUCGUGUCGCGCACUCGAGGCCGAGGGCUUCGAGGUGACCUACCUCCCCGUGCAGAGCAACGGCCUCGUCGACAUGAAGGAACUGGAGACGGCGCUGCGCCCGGACACGUGCCUGGUGUCUGUGAUGGCCGUGAAUAACGAGAUCGGGGUGAAGCAACCUAUCGGGGAAAUUGGAGAGUUGUGCCGCCAGCACAAGGUGUUCUUCCACACGGACGCAGCACAGGCCAUCGGCAAGAUCCCCAUCGACGUCAACGACAUGAAGAUCGACCUCAUGUCCAUCAGCGGACACAAGAUUUACGGUCCCAAAGGCGUUGGGGCCAUCUAUGUGCGUCGCCGCCCGCGUGUGCGCGUCGAGUCCCUGCAGAGCGGUGGGGGCCAGGAGCGGGGGCUGCGCUCGGGCACCGUGCCCACGCCGCUCGUGGUGGGGCUCGGGGCGGCGUGCGACGUCGCGCUGUACGAGAUGGAGUACGACAACAAGCGAAUCGAGGCUCUGUCUCAUCGGCUCGUCCAGAGGCUCAUGGGUGAGCUCAAGGACGUCAUCAUGAACGGGGACGCUGAGCAGAGGUACCACGGUUGUAUUAAUCUGUCGUUUGCGUACGUGGAGGGUGAAUCUCUUCUCAUGGCUCUGAAGGAUGUAGCUUUGUCCUCGGGAAGCGCUUGCACGUCCGCGUCGCUCGAGCCCUCCUACGUGCUGCGAGCCAUCGGCACUGACGAGGACUUGGCUCACUCCUCCAUCAGGUUCGGCAUCGGGCGAUUCACCACGAAGCAGGAAGUGGACUAUACGGUGGAAAAGUGCAUUCAUCACGUUCACCGUCUGCGCGAGAUGAGCCCCCUGUGGGAGAUGGUUCAAGACGGCAUCGACCUCAAGAGCAUCCAGUGGACCCAGCACUGAGUGCACGUCCCCUGGCCACCCCCUCCGCAUUCCCUGAGUGACACCUAUUGGGGGGGGGGGGGCGGGGAGUGGGGGGGGACAGACUUGGUGGGGGGGGGGGGCACAUCAUCAGUGCCGUGGUUACGGGAGACGCGCACUUGUGGGUCUGUCGCAGGGUUUUCGUCCUGUGCUUGGUGCGGAAGUUCACGACAGACUUACCCCCCCACCUUGCUCUGCUGUGCGGAUGAGUCAAAGUCUAGGCGUGUCUCCACCCCAAGGAGCAUGGGAUGGACCUCGUUCCAUUGUUAACAGCUACCAGAGAGUUGUAGGGAUUUAAACAUUUUCUGAGUGGGAGGCCAGUCUAUGCAUAGGAUAGCCACUGUUGAGUCAUCACAGUGCUACUAAUUGUUUUGGACUCUAGUGAGAUGAUGGGCCAAGUCAAACCCAGUGUGUUAAGUUGAGUGUUCUCUGCAAUGCAACCCCUCUGAAUAUAAUCCAUGUUAUGCUGUGAUAUUCGGCUGCAGAAAACGCUGGUUUUCUGUCAGGUUUAAUAGUUAGCCACCAACCAGCUUCCUUGCAUGCUUGGCCUUUAAACCCUUCGUAUUGGUUGUGCCAGGGACUGGUCACAGCCACUGUGCAUCUCAAUUAUCAUCAUGGCUUUGAUAUUAGAUACGUUGCUUCUCGAUAGACCGAAGUUGAAUUUUGCCAAAGAAUUAAAGGGGAAGCCAAGUAAAAAAAAAAUUACUCUUUGCAGAAGUGAACCUUUGAAGGUUUGAGUCGGGCAACAUCUUCCCAUGAGCAUCACCUUGUGCUGUACAGAGAGAGCUGUAUGUUACUCACUGCGCACAGGCAAGUCAACUUCGCCGAGACAAAGGACGUCUUCGUAGGCCCCCUAGUAAGGUCCGCCACGUACCGGAUUGCUUGGCUUUUGCUGAAAACUGCACCAUGUGACCCGAGUUGAAGGAACUAACUUUUCGUCACUGCUAAACUCGCUUUCGGCACUUACGCACAUGUCAGCAUUACAUUUACGGAGCACUGUUCAGUGGUGCAAACGUAAAAAAUGGAAAAUGGGGAUUAGUGGGGGGGGGGGGGAAAGCAAUGGUGCCUACCUGUUUAACUGAGACAACAGCACUCAACAUAUGCACUGGGAGGUGUUAUGAAGUGAUGGAUUAGGUGUUGAGAGAUUGGAGGUCAAUCGCUGCACUAAGCCAGGCUGGAGCUGGGUUAAGGGGGAGCGGGUGAUUGAAAGUAUGUACAUACGUAUGUUGAACUUCUUUCACAUCGUACGUAGCCAGCCGUGCCAAUCAAGAAACUAAACACAAAAAGGCAGUUCUAAAUCGGCGAGUUUUCAAUUGAAGAUGUGAUACAGGAACAGUGCCCUUCCUUGAUGGCAGGAGACUUCGUUCCACCGCUGUGCAGACAUGACCACAUCCCUUGCGGCGCCUCCAUUUGGUACCCACAAUUGCGAACCUGUAACAGGGCCUUGCAAAAACAUCAGCAAUUGGUUCUCGGUCAUAUAAAAGAUAUUCGUGUUCUGUUUGGCAUCAUGGCUUGUUUUACCGUUGUGGAUUAAGUAAAUAACUUUAAAUCUCCCUGAUUAAACAAGCCACCUAGCGGCGUUGAACCAGUGGUGUACAUUCCUCUUGUGGUAGUUCUGUCCAAAAAACAACUUCUUACGGCUUCUCACAAUGUGGUACUCAAUGUAUUGACCCUGAACUGCAUGGACGAUGGUGAUAAAGUCAAGUCCCACAUGGACCAUCAACUUGCAUCCUUUCCGUUUGCGAGAUGUGUGUCGUGCAAACAGCGUCAUUCAUCCAAAUUGGCCACCGAAGAGCAAUUGGUUAUUUUAGAGCGAUGCAUCUUGAAACAACUCGGCACUCCCUGAUCAGGCCAACUAUCCACGUUUGGCAAUGUGUUUUUCCGUAAAAAUUCACGAGCAUGUCGAUAACAACGCAGAGCUGCGCGAGAAGUGCCGCUCUACAGACUUCACGGAAGCCACCGGUGCAUCACUUCAUGCAUCGAUAUCGGGGUUUGCAAAGCAGUGCAGCCACGGCUGCCGGCCUCGUGUAAACUUAACGGAUCACAAUAUUUAUCCUGGAUAAAUCUAUGAGCGAUGAAGCUAAUUGUCAGAAGAUGGUCAGUAGGGGCGGAGUGUCCGACGUUGCCUCUCCCUUGGUGCCGGUGGCACAGCUGUCUGCAGGGAGUCUCAUUAUUUGGCCAUUGUUGCGCUGCUGUUACAGGAAUGCAUUUGUUGUCUGCUCGUACUUUGUGAAAUUUGAUUCGUUAGCGAAAUGUGAAUGUAUUGAUGUUUUUUUUUGCGAAUAAAAACAACAGCUUGUA
Lethenteron reissneri (Far Eastern brook lamprey) is the source of this 3853-nucleotide messenger RNA. It is a transcript of the gene NFS1, whose product is annotated as NFS1 cysteine desulfurase. Gene Ontology annotation, molecular function: cysteine desulfurase activity; pyridoxal phosphate binding. The record is from RefSeq and is a predicted model, not a curated record. Gene Ontology annotation, biological process: [2Fe-2S] cluster assembly. NCBI's taxonomy places the organism in Eukaryota, Metazoa, Chordata, Hyperoartia, Petromyzontiformes, Petromyzontidae. Gene Ontology annotation, cellular component: cytosol; nucleus; mitochondrion.